AGGCCCAGAAGAGGAAUGGCCAGUAGCCCACAGAGACAACCCAGAGGGCAGAAUAAUCCACUCCAUGUCCAAGAACCUUUCUUGCAGAUGGCCCACGCCCGAGAGCCCCUCCUGACCCAUCAACCGCUGGCCCGGCGUGAGUUCCUCCUCCCCAGUGAGCCCGGGGAGUGGCCCGGCUUCACCCGGCAGGCCUACCACCGGCUGGCCCUGAAGCCGCCGCCUUGCACCGAAACGAAAUCCGAGGUGCGCCGCCGACUGAUCCGCCCUUGGAAGGACGCGGCGCCGCACACGUGGGGCUUUCACACGUGGCUCGAUGUGGGCCGUUUGCCAGCCACCUUUCCCACCAGGCCCGACAGGCCCUACGACAGCAACGUGUGGCGCUGGCUGACGGACUCCGGGGCCCACGGCCGCCCCCCAGCGGAGCCUCCCAUCCCUCCUCCCUCCUGGAUGGGUCCCAACAGCUUUCUGACCUUCAUCUGCUGUACUCCUAUCUUCGCGGACGACAACAGGAAGAACCAGGUGACCGUCAGGACGGUGCAGGAACUGAGGGAGCUGGAGAAACUCAGGCUGAGGAGUGAAGCAAGGGCACCUCCCCUCGACGCCAAGGGCAACAUCCUGCCCUCGAAGAAGUUCAAGAAGUACCGGCACAUCUCAACUGGUGGAAGGUUUGAGCCUGGAGGCCUCCAGCUCAUGCCCAACCCACUUCCCAAUGAUUUCGCCAGGGGCUGGCCCUGCCCAAACCCUCUGCCUCAUUACCAGGAGAAGGUGCUAAAACUGGCCUUCCUGCCUAGUGCACCCCUGAGCCAGGACCUCCUGAGGAAUUACCAAACCCUGAUAGAGAACCGGGUUGCCUUGCCCCUCUAUCAACUCUCCAAGGCACAACCUGGUAAAACCUUAGUGAGGAAGACCAAGAGAAGACCUGGACAGAGCUAG
Lynx canadensis (Canada lynx) is the source of this 933-nucleotide messenger RNA. RefSeq names its product testis expressed 52 (gene TEX52). The record is from RefSeq and is a predicted model, not a curated record. NCBI's taxonomy places the organism in Eukaryota, Metazoa, Chordata, Mammalia, Carnivora, Felidae. Bases 16 to 933 code for a protein of 305 amino acids. The transcript has 3 exons.